Molecule: messenger RNA, 3381 nt
Organism: Postia placenta MAD-698-R-SB12
Lineage: Eukaryota; Fungi; Basidiomycota; Agaricomycetes; Polyporales; Adustoporiaceae
Exons: 5
Coding region: 1-2994 (997 amino acids)
Molecular function (GO): DNA binding
Source: RefSeq, a predicted model, not a curated record
AUGGUCUCCUCCGUCGUCACCCCAGGCUAUCGCACAACGCCUACCGCCCCGCACCAGUAUGGCACGCGUAUACGUUCAAACUCUGUAAUCAAGCCCUCCGUCCGUCUUCGUCAAGUUGCCGAUACACCGCCCGCCCCGCGGCGCAUCAAGCCGGUCCCUGUCCCGAAGCCCAAGCCCGUGCCUGUACUCGCGCCUGCUGAACCACCACACGGCGACUGGCCCCCAUUCCCCCCAGAUCAUGUCAUGCUACAUACAGAUGACUUGAACAGCCGAGUUUUCCUUGCAAUAGGUCGCGCAUUCAUGUCUGUCGACAAUCGCGCCAUGACCAUCAAGGACCUUGCGGAGAUGACUUUGAAAUUCGGGUUGAUGUGCCAAAACGUGUCCGCAGCGGGCCAAGCCAUCACCACCUAUAUUCGGGCUCAUCUGCAGCGAUGUGAUGUACAGCAAGACCAUCCUCUACUACUUCGCCAUGUCAUGUCUGGUACGCCUUCCGACGACGAUCUUGUCACAGCCCUACACUCUCGUGUCGGCGGUGCGCAUUGCACACUCAGCGCUUCAGACAAGCGGAUUACCAACUUUAGGCGUGGCACCAUGGUGUGGUAUCUAUCUCGAGCAGCUGGUGCUCCUUGCCCAUUUGCCAGGGCUGGGAUCCGGCUCUGUGACUACACUGAGAGUGGGAAGGUUGGUUGUCUUCCUACCACCGGGAGAGAGAAGAAGCGCGAGAGGGAUCGUCUCAGGCGAGCCGAGCAAUGUGGUCAGAAGCGGAAGCGACUUCUCCGUGCAUGCGCUGACAAGGGAUCUGAUUCGGAUUCCACUACGAGCGAAGAAGACAAGCGGCCUCCCAAAGUGAAGCUUACCCUUCGAUUGCGGCCCCUUAAUGCAGGCGCCUCCCGUUCGCCGUCGUCAACACCCCCCUCAGUGCAACUUGACUCCCCUUUCCCAUCCCAGCCACAUGAGAUCAUUGACCUCUCGAAGGACGACGACAUGGACACAGAUACGGAGUCAUCUGGCGAAUCUGACUCUGAGAGUGACUCCUCUGACAGCGACAGUGACGCGAUGUCCGUUCAAUCAUCUUUUCAGGACCACGUCCAUGCCUUCGGGGACACUUCUAACGCUGGGGUUGAGCCACAGAACGCCAUUGUUUCGCCACAUAAGGCGCCUCCCACAAACGCGCAUACCAGCCGUUCCCCUUCAGUCCCUUCUAGCGUGGUGUCUGCAUCUCCCCCACCCGAUUCUGCAGAUGAAGAUGAGGAGUUGCACGGCAGCAUGUCUCGGUCUCUCGAUCAUUUCCUCUUGGACGAACGAGGCUCGUCCUUCUAUGAUGAUGAGGACGAUUACUUGAGUUGGGACGAUAGUGUUUUUGACUUGGAUGGCGACGCGGAGACUCAAUGGGAAAGUCCUGGGCCUCGCUCACCCUCGGCGCAAUUCGAGGACGAAGUGGUAGUCAAGCAAGAGCCGAAUGAUGUCGGUGGCCUUCUUGACGCUUGGGACUUACCAGGGGACAUGAAAGUUCUUGAUGUGGUCGCACAAGCAGCAGCGGGCAUACUCCCGGAGCAGCCGCGUUUGAAGGCGGAGGAGGCGGAGUCCUGGACCUUCAAGCAUUUCGAUCCCAACUCUGACAGCUUCCCGCCCAUCAGCAUUGAAGAUGCUACGCCGUCCAUCAAGCAAGAGGAAGUGGAAUCUGGAGUACAUUUUUUCUCGACAGGGUUAAUGACUCCACUCAACCACGCACCCAUUUCGUCCUCCAUAUCGCCCGUAUCGCCCGCCCUCGCGCCUGUUGUACCUUGUCCAAGCAGCAACAACGCCACCACUCGCGCCAGCGGCGAUCUCGAGUGGCGGGAUGCCGAGCUACUCGGCCCAGACAGCGUACGCCUGGAUGAUCUUGAUGGCAGCGUUUGGCGCGAGAGCAGGCGACCUGAGCAUCAUGUGGCUGAUUCCCCCACAUUGGAGGCGCGUGAGGGAUCAAGACCAGUGACAGAAGGCGCGGGUGUAGGCGCUAACUCUCCUCUGCCUGAUCUGACUUCACCGACUCUGUUAUCGUCCAUGACUUGGUUGUCGCUCAGGUCGCCGAGUUCUCCCGAUGUACUUCAAAGCGGCUCUAUGUCCGCGCCGCCCACGCAAAACGAACGAUCUUCCAGUUACGAACCUCAUGUUGUUUCUACUUCCCGCCAUUGUAAUCCAAUGAUUACGGCCACAAAGCUGGAAGGCAUUACAGUAUAUCAGAUGUCACUUGGCUCAUCCAUAAUAUUGCGGCGCGCGGACACAAAUUUUGUCAAUAUCGCAGCCAUUGUCAAGGCGCUCGGGCUAGCUUAUCCGUAUACACACAAUGCUGUGAUCGUUGCGCAUGGUUCGCCUGCCGUCGUUGGCACGUGGGUGCCGUUGGUGACCGCGCAGGAGAUGUUUAAAGACCAAACGGCCUUGAGCACCUUCUUGUCGGAUCAUCUACGCGACGCCCUCCCAGCCGCGUUCGAUGGCAUCCUACAGUCGUCACCGCGGCAAACCUACUCAUUGCACCAUUUCGGCCCCAGUUUCCAAUCGACCAUCGAAGCGAAACGUCGAUCUUUGACGUUCCGCUUGCAGGAUCCUCCACCACAGGAAGCCGACGUGUCCUGGGAGCCAGACGUGUGCUCACUGAUAGACCCUGAAGAACGGCUAUUCUCUCCGCAAUCCAUUUUUGCGUUAGCAUCUAAUUUACCCAGUCCUGCAGCGUCGCCGGAAGCGGCAAUUCCCGCGGAACUUCCGUUGAGUCCGACCGAGGAAGAAAUGUUCCGGGUUUUGUGCUCGGAUUGGGAAUGGGAGACGCCGUCAUCAGGUGCCUCUGUGAUGGGACGCACGGAGAAUGUCGACUCGUCCGGUGCUGCCACGGAGACGAAGGGCAAGGAGUCGCGUUCUCGCGACCGUCCAUUGAGACGUUCGAAACGUGUCGCGGAUGCCAUCGCCAAUCGAUCCCGUACACGCUCAAGCAAGAGGGGCUCGCGGAGCUCGCUCUCGUAAUUUUCCCGCCACGGAUGUUGCCUUAAUGGGUUUCGAGUCCUUUUUGCUCGUGUUGUUGAGCUUUACUUAUUGCCUUCGUGUUUCAUCUCCCCGUGUUGCAGAAAUUGUUAGACUGUGUAUCGACUACCACGACUUCGUCUUGCUUUGCCAUGCUCUUUUCUCCUGGCACGCGUGCGGCUGCUGCUUCUUGAUUCAGCGGCGAACCGACAUCAUUCAAGGUCCCUUCUGAUGGGGAUGCACAGGCGGCCGAGGACCCCAAUACCCUUCAGUAUGCAUUAUGCUCUGCCAGGUACGAUAGACCUGGUGGCACCCCCACUCCGUAUAGUGCGCGUAUGAUAGUUGUAUGUGUAUGUUGCGUAUGAAAAUAUAGCUGUUCUGGUGGCCCGA